AGGAAAAGGGGGGCACUGUCUGGCUGCGAGAGCGAUGGACGUACAGUGAGACACAAACAGUGGGAGAAGUUCAGCACCACGGACAGCGCAUCAGUGCUGGACAGCGUAAAACAAUAGUUCAGCACCAUGGACAGUGCAUCAGCGCUGGACAGCGUAAAACAAUAGUUCAGCACCAUGGACAGCGCACCAAUGCUAGACAGCGGAAAACAAUAGUUCAGCACCAUGGACAGCGCAUCAGUGCUGGACAGCGGAAAACAAUAGUUGCGUGGCUUUCAGUGGGUCGUGCAUUUAAAUCUCUGUUGUUCUGGUUCCUUUUAGGUGGAACCUCGCUUUUCCUAUUUCCUUCUUUUUUUCCUGUUUUUCCUUUUGUCAUGUUGUUAAAUAAGGGAGCGCAGUAGGGAUAACUGCUUUCCGUUUGAAGCACUGGUUAUCCUGUUUGGCAGCGCAAUCCUUACAUCAUCGAGAGGCAGAGGAGGCAGGAAGGGAGAGAGGGAGAGAGGGAUUGAGGGAGGGAGGGAGCGGGAGAGUGAGAGUACUUGCACCGGGCUCCUCUCUGUCAGUCCUCAACUGCUUUGCGAGGCUGACGGACCUCACCGGCGCGCUCGCCCCGCAGCUCCGCGCUCCGCGCUCCCGCUCGCCAGCCGCAAAGAUGCGCCACCGCCGUCCUGCUCAGAACCCAGCGCUGUUGUGCUCCGCGCUCUGGAUUUUUUGCCAUGUCAGCGGUGCGCGUGGAGCUUUACCAACAACCCUGAAGUGUGAUGAGACUCUAGCCUCUCCUCUGCCUCACACAGCCUUCACCAGCUCAUCUGUCUUCUCAAAUGGAUACGCACCUGGAUAUGCCAAGCUCAACAGGAGAGGAGGUGCUGGUGGAUGGUCACCUCUGGACAGUGACCAUUAUCAGUGGCUACAGGUGGACCUUGGUUCCAGAAAACAGGUUAGCGCCAUAGCAACACAGGGUCGCUACAGCAGUUCUGAUUGGACGACGCGGUACCGUCUUCUCUACAGUGACACAGGGAGGAACUGGAAACCGUACCAUCAAGAUGGCAACAUUUGGGCUUUUUCUGGAAACUCCAACUCGGAGAGCGUAGUUCGCCACGAGCUGCAGCAGGGAAUCGUGGCUCGCUUCCUUAGGCUUAUACCGCUAGCCUGGAGCGAAGAGGGGCGGAUUGGUCUUCGCAUAGAAAUCUACGGAUGCUCCUACUGGGCGGAUGUGAUUAACUUUGAUGGCCAGGGUGUAAUUUCAUACCGGUUCAAGGUGAAGAAGAUGAAGAUCAUUAAGGACGUGAUAGCAUUGAGGUUUAAGACAUCAGAAAGCGAGGGUGUGAUUCUUCAUGGGGAGGGCCAACAAGGAGAUUACAUCACACUGGAGCUUCGGAAGGCCAAACUGCUUUUGCAGAUAAACCUCGGUAGUAACCAGUAUGGCUCCAUCCUGGGCCAUACCUCCGUGACCACCGGCAGCCUCUUGGACGACAAUCACUGGCACUCAGUGGUGAUUGAACGCUACCGCCGCAACGUCAACUUCACAUUGGACAGACACACUCAGCAUUUCAGGACCAACGGAGAGUUUGAUUAUCUUGAUUUGGACUAUGAGCUGACCUUCGGAGGGAUGCCUUAUAGCGGAAAGCCAGUCGGCGGUGGGAGGAAGAACUUUAAAGGCUGCAUGGAGAGUAUAAACUACAACGGAGACAACAUUACAGACCUGGCUCGUAGAAAGAAGCUGGAUACAUCCAGCUUUCAGCGCAAUCUGUCAUUCUCCUGCGUGGAGACCCACACCUUCCCAGUCUUUUUCAAUGCCUCCAGCUUCCUGCAGCUGCCGGGUAGAGCCAGUCACAACAUGGUGUCUGUGGGCUUCCAGUUCCGUACGUGGAACCCCGACGGCCUUCUCCUCUUCAGCAAUCUGGAUGAAGGCACGCUGGAGAUCUCUUUACUGGACGGCAAAGUUGUGGUUCACAUAAACGCAUCAAAUGCAGACAGAAACCACCAAGUUGAUCUAUUGUCUGGUUCAGGUCUCAAUGACGGCCAGUGGCAUGCGGUACGCUUGGUCGCCAAGGAGAACUUUGCCAUGUUGACAGUAGAUGGCGAAGAAACAUCUGCAGUGCGUUCCACUUCCCCUCUCAGCAUCAACACAGGAGGAACGUACCACUUAGGAGGCUACUUUUUGCAGACACUGUUCCCACCCUCCCAGCAUUCCUUUCAAGGGUGUAUGCAAGCAAUCCUGGUGGAUGACCAGCCGGCUGAUUUGCAUGCUGUGGAGAAAGGCACUGUUGGAGCUUUUGAGAAUGUCAGCCUGGACAUGUGUGCAAUUAUAGACAGAUGCAUGCCUAAUCACUGUGAACAUGGAGGUCGGUGCAAGCAGACCUGGGAGAGCUUCAGUUGUACCUGUGAUGGAACAGGAUACAGUGGAGCAACCUGUCACACUUCUGUCUACGAGCCUUCAUGUGAGGCCUACAAGCAUAUGGGCAAGUCCUCUGACUCUUACUGGAUUGACCCUGAUGGCAGUGGACCACUUGGCCCCUUCAAAGUCAAUUGUAAUAUGACAGAAGAUAACGUGUGGACAACAGUUGUGAACAACCUUCCACCAAAGACGGUGAUCACUGGCUCCAGUAGAGAGAAGCGCACUGUUCUGCAGGUCAACUACAGUGCCUCCAUGGAACAGGUGACAGCCAUCACCACCAGUGCAGAAUACUGUGAACAGCAAAUUGCCUACAGCUGUCGCAUGUCCAGACUGCUCAACACUCCAGAUGGGACCCCCUUCACGUGGUGGGUGGGCCGAGGAAGUGAGAAGCAUUCAUACUGGGGAGGCUCAGGCCCUGGCAUCAAGAAAUGCGCCUGCGGUAUUGACAGAAAUUGCACUGACCCUAAAUACGACUGCAACUGUGAUGCUGACUCCAGACAAUGGAGAGAAGACUCUGGUCUCUUGCUAUACAAAGAGCACUUGCCUGUCAGCCAAGUUGCUGUGGGUGACACAAACAGACCGGGGUCUGAGGCCAAGCUCACCGUCGGGCCACUACGUUGCCAUGGAGACAAUAACUACUGGAACGCUGCGUCAUUCACCACCCCAUCAUCCUACCUGCACUUUGCCACCUUUCAGGGUGAGACCAGCGCUGACAUCUCCUUUUACUUCAAGACAAGUGCCCCCUAUGGAGUCUUUCUGGAAAACUUGGGCAACACCGACUUCAUCCGUCUGGAGCUGAAAUCCCCGGACACUGUCUCCUUCUCCUUCGAUGUUGGAAACGGACCUGUGGAGCUAACAGUCCACUCAGCUGGGCCCCUCAACGAUGACCAGUGGCAUCAGGUGAUGGCGGAGCGUAACGUCAAAGAGGCGGUGCUCCUGCUGGAUCAGACUUACAGGACGUCCCGGCCGGCUCCAGCUCAGGGCCACACACGCCUGGAGCUGUUCAGCCAGCUCUACGUGGGUGCUGCAGGGGGACAGAGAGGGUUCCUGGGUUGUAUCCGAGCCCUCCGAAUGAACGGCAUUACUCUCGACUUAGAGGAAAGGGCCAAGGUAACGCCCGGGGUCGAGCCUGGUUGUCAAGGCCACUGUACCAGCUUUGGGAUGUAUUGCCGGAAUGGAGGAAAAUGCGUGGAGAGGUAUAACGGCUAUUUGUGCGACUGCACUGCAACUGCCUAUGACGGCCCGUUCUGCACGAGAGACGUCGGGGGGUUCUUCGAGUCGGGAACACUUGUGAGGUACAACUUCAUGCCCGAAGUGGUUCCAGGAGCCAGUAAGGAUUCAAAGGCCCUAACAAAGCAGUUACCACCACAUGAGGUCAAUCUCACGAAGGAGGAGCUGGCAUUCAGCUUCAGUACAUCCAGCGCCCCAGCUGUCCUCGUGUACGUCAGCUCAAAGACGCAGGAUUGCCUGGCUGUGGUGCUGAAACAGAAUGGUUCAUUGCAGGUCCGUUACAGCCUCGGGGGUCUAAAAGAGCCCUUUGCGAUCGAAGUGGAUCAGCGUAAUCUAGCCAACGGACAGCCGCAUAGCCUCAACAUGUCCCGCCACAACCGCAGCAUCACUAUUCAGCUGGAUCAUUACCCUCCUGUCAGUUACACACUCCCAGAUGCCUCAGACACACAGUUCAACCUGAUCAAGACUCUGUUCUUAGGAAAAGUCUAUGAAACUGGAUUUGUAGAUCCAGUGGUCGUCGAGCAUUACAACACUCCGGGUUUUAUCGGGUGUCUGUCGCGGGUGCAGUUCAACAGAGCGGCCCCCCUCAAGUCUGCGCUGAGAGCAGCGACCCAGGCCGCUGCAACAGCUGGUCAGCAGGACUCGCAACCAGCCGCCCCCUUCUCUGCGUCCUACCAGGGCAAACUGGUAGAGUCCAACUGUGGGGCGUCCCCUCUCACCAUCCCACCAAUGUCUGCUGCGACAGAUCCCUGGCAUCUGGACAACACAGAUGCAGAGUUUCCCUUUAAUGAAGAAAGAGUCAUUCCUGAUGGAGUCAACAGAGACUCUGCCAUCAUUGGAGGAAUAAUUGCAGUGGUGAUCUUCACCAUCCUCUGCACGCUGGUGUUCCUGAUCCGCUACAUGUUCCGCCACAAAGGCACCUACCACACCAACGAGGCCAAGGGCAGCGCCGAGUCCGCCGCCGAAUCGGCCGACACGGCCAUCAUCGGCACCGACAACCCCGAAACCAUCGACGAAUCAAAGAAGGAGUGGUUCAUCUAACGAGCAGCGACGGGACUCUGCAGAGAGGAAGCUGCUCAGCUUGUCGGGCGUGGAGGGGGUUCAAUCAAGAGACCGCUCACUGGAAGGAAAGAUCGCCGGCUUUUCAGUCGGACAACAAACUCCCAGAAGAAAUGAAAACUCAUGUACAGAUUUCUUUUUUUGUUUUUUUAUAUAAUAGAAAAAAAGGGGGGACACUUAUUCAAUAAAGCACAGCUGUUAGUGACUCGUAUAUACUAACCAGCUUGUCCUUCUUUGUAUCGUGCUUGGGAGUUUUCAGGAGUUCUUUGAAUACUGUACAUGACGAAAAUAUUACACUUGCUGGUUGGUGUGAUAGCAAAGAUUUAUUGACAGUCCCUAAUGCAUUUUGAUUUUAUAUUUUAACAAAAAUAUUAUAUAAAAUGAUCAAAGCCAAACUUUUCUUUUGGUUUUUUUAAGCACCAUUUUGUCAACACUCAUUCAUACCACUUGUACUGUAGUGAUACAGAAAUGACUGUGGAUGCCAAACGUUUAUUUGUAUAUAUUUAAUAUUUUGUGUCGCUUUUUUUGUUUAAAGAUUUAUUUAGAGUUUAAACACCUAUAAAAAAUGUCAUAUCUUUAUUACAGUUGUUUAUUAUAGUAUUAAUUUGUGAAAUACAGAGUUUUAUGUUUAGAUCUCCUAAUAAUAUGGGAGAUUCCCUCUGCGCAAAUGGAGUUUCCCAAGGAAUGAUGGGAAACUGUGACACUUCGUGGUCAUUUUAGCUCAUCGUCAUGGCAGCUGUUUUCUCGUUUUUGUUUACUGAAGAACAGGAGAGAAUAUGUAUUUAUUCUGAUAUGUUUCUUUGCCAAACACGCGAGUCUUACGCCGGAUUUUGAACAUUUCAUGUUUGGUUUUUGCAUUAUUUGUGGGCUGACACGUCUGCGGUGUACAUCAGUGUGUGUAUGUCAAAUUUAGGGUGAAAACAAGUGCCAGAGGAGGUGCCGCCUCCAUGGGGGAUGCACUGUUUUUCAAUGCAUUGGAGGUCCUGAAGCAGCAUGAACCUAAAAAACUAUCUGCAAACAUCCUAACCGUACCAGGGACAAGGUGAAAGUAAUUGGCUUCAAAAUCCUCAGUGCCUUUAAGAUCCUGUCGCCUUGCCCCCACUCUGCUUAACUGCUGCUGCAUGAAGUCCUUUCAGGUGUUCUUUAGCUGCCUGUCUAAAACGGUGCUGUUUUUUUCCUGAAUCUAAACUUGACUUAGCAAUUCCGAAUGCUCAGUUUGGUGGGGGAAAGCAGCAGACGCCGGUUUAAAGAGCUGAGCUGCAUAGCAAACAGGACGUUUCCUCCUACCCUCUGUGACGCACACACACAGAUGCAAAACACUCAUGUUUUAUCCAGCAUGACUCAACAUCUCUUGGUCCAUUUCCAGAGGGACGUGUCCACAAUGUGGAGGCGCGUGAAUCUAUUUCUGCUCCACUGUUGCACUGCUGUCUGGCAUCAACAGUCAUGCUCCAGCAAAAACACAGUUCUCCUUAUGUUUACAUUGUGUUACAGCUGCCAAUUCUAGUUUUUGGUGUGACUUUUCUACAUCUGUUUAGUCAAACAGCCCCAACCACUUUAACAUGAGUCAUAUCAGAGAUUUUGGGGCAGCUGAUGAUUUCAGUCUGCCCUCUACUGAGGCCUCAAAGACCAUGCACCCUGUCUCUCACGAUCAGACCCAUUAACGUGUCACCCUGAUUUCUUUCUUUUCUUUUGAAAUAUUUGGGCUCAUAUGCAGCCAUGCACCUUUGAACUGUAGUUUCAACAUAGUGUUGAUAAAAAUGGAUUAUCGGCAUCGACCAUAACCCCCUUUCCGUUCCUGAGUUCAAUAAAGAGUGUUUGAUCUAUAAA
Molecule: messenger RNA, 6511 nt
Organism: Oryzias melastigma (Indian medaka)
Lineage: Eukaryota; Metazoa; Chordata; Actinopteri; Beloniformes; Adrianichthyidae
Gene: cntnap2a
Product: contactin associated protein 2a
Exons: 26
Coding region: 650-4666 (1338 amino acids)
Source: RefSeq, a predicted model, not a curated record